This is a messenger RNA of Clavispora lusitaniae ATCC 42720, 873 nucleotides long. RefSeq lists its product as uncharacterized. Lineage: Eukaryota; Fungi; Ascomycota; Pichiomycetes; Serinales; Metschnikowiaceae. The record is from RefSeq and is a predicted model, not a curated record. Gene Ontology annotation, molecular function: intramolecular lyase activity.
AUGAGAACCCAGCUUCCGCGCAUAAUCACACACAACGUUUCUCCUCAUAUGUGGAAAUUAAUCAGACCUGGGCUUUUAAGAGCAAAGCCAACUUUCGCUAGAAAGUUCACUUCUCCCGCUUCAUUUUCCCGAGUGACAGCAACAAUUGCUGCAACUUCAUUGUUCCUUGGUGGUUCUCUCAUACUCAAUGAUGCCUCUAACAGUUCAUUGGCUGGUGUGUCUGUGGAUUCUUCUAUUGAUGCUUUUCCCCUUGAGCUCAACAACAAAGAUAUAAUCAGUUCGAAGUAUGAAUUGGUUGCCUCUGGAGUACGCAGUGUUACAUUUGUUGGAUUCAAAGUGUAUGGUGCUGGAAUAUAUGUCCAGGCAGAUGAUCACAAGAAGCUCACCACUAUCUUAGAUGAGUAUUCGAAGUUGAACAAAGGCAGGACCGUCGAGCAAUUGCUCAAUGACAAAGAACUCUCUCAGGAAAUUAUCGAUGACAUCUCUCAAAAGAUCUCGUACGCCAUUAAGAUCACCCCAGUGAGAAAUACCGAUUAUGGUCAUUUGCGCGAUGGUUUGACCAAAUCGUUAUUGGCUUGUCCAUUAACGAAGACUAUGAGGGAAGAAGUUGGUAAUGGUGUGGAGCAAUUGCGGAAUAUUUUCCAAGGUUUUAAAGGAUCUGUACCUAAAAACGACACCUUGUGGCUCGUGGCAGAAAAGGAUACUGUGACCGUCUUACACGAGGGGACAAAGGCGAAAAAGGUAGAGAAAAUGGGGACCAUCACUGAACCCACUAUGAAAAGAGUAUUGUUAGUUCUGUACUUGAGCUGUGUCAAGCCUUUGAGUAAGCCCUUACAGGAAAACUUUGUUUCGCAUGUAUCGACAGAGCCUUGA